Messenger RNA from Bufo bufo (common toad), 2742 nucleotides. RefSeq names its product WW domain containing E3 ubiquitin protein ligase 2 (gene WWP2). The record is from RefSeq and is a predicted model, not a curated record. Bases 68 to 2296 code for a protein of 742 amino acids. Lineage: Eukaryota; Metazoa; Chordata; Amphibia; Anura; Bufonidae. The transcript has 22 exons. Gene Ontology annotation, biological process: protein K63-linked ubiquitination; negative regulation of transcription by RNA polymerase II; regulation of monoatomic ion transmembrane transport. Gene Ontology annotation, molecular function: protein binding; ubiquitin protein ligase activity.
GACAAAGGCGAUGGUCACAUGAUCGAACGUGCAGGAGGCGGAAGUAGGGAAGACAGGAAGUUGGAAGAUGGCGUCUGCAGGAUUAGAACAGGCGAAUGAUGGACAGAAAUUGCACCUUAAUCUGAAAGUGAAGAAUUCCCCCCUGCUGCUGAACGUACAGACCCCCACAGAGCCCCCAGGCAGCCUGGAGAGCGGAGGGGACACGGACUGGGGUAAGCCCUGUGCCGAGCCGGGAUCGCCUCCUGAGGACGAAGCCGCAGACUCUGAGAUGAUAUUUGAGAAUGGUCACUUUGCUCUAGACAAAGUCAGAGACUACAGCUCUCAGCAAACUACAGAAAACGAUUCUGGACAGCCCGUUAAAAGCCAGACGGACACAAACGAGGUCACUGUGAUUGCGAAUGGCGAUCAUGACCACACGUCUGGGUCAAAUCCUGUGACCUCUGUAGGAAGCACCUUGACCAGCAGCGUCUCCAGUUCAUCACCUUCCCCUGGCUUAGGGUUACCACCCGGGGCGAACGUAGAAACAUCCGAGACCAGCUCAUUGCUGUCUAAUGCUGCCACCCCAUCGUCAGACGGCUUGCCAUCUGGAUGGGAACAGAGACAACUGAGCAAUGGCCGUGUAUAUUACGUGGACCAUAACACGAAGACCACCACUUGGGAAAGGCCGCUACCUCCUGGAUGGGAGAAGAGGGUGGACAAUCGAGGACGGUACUACUACGUGGACCACAACACUCGGACAACCACAUGGCAGAGGCCUACUGCUGAAUAUGUCCGCAAUUAUGAGCAGUGGCAGACCCAGAGGAGCCAGCUACAGGGGGCAAUGCAGCAGCUCAGCCAACGCUAUCUAUACCAAUCUCCAGCCAGCGCUCCGGACAAUGACCCACUUGGACCUCUUCCCAAUGGAUGGGAGAAGCGACAGGAUAACGGGAGAGUGUAUUACGUGAAUCACAACACACGGACGACACAAUGGGAAGACCCACGGACACAAGGUAUGAUCCAGGAACCAGCGCUCCCUCCAGGAUGGGAAAUGAAGUAUACCAAUGAAGGGAUCAGAUACUUCGUAGAUCAUAAUAAUCGCACCACGACCUUCAAGGACCCAAGACCUGGAUUUGACUCUGGAGUCAAGUCUGGGGGCUCGCCGGGAGCAUACGAUAGAAGCCGAAGCUUCCGAUGGAAGUACCAUCAAUUUCGGUUCCUGUGCCAUUCAAAUACGCUCCCGAGCCAUGUGAAAAUCAGUGUAUCCAGACAGACGUUGUUCGAGGACUCCUUCCAGCAGAUCAUGAACAUGAAGCCAUAUGAUCUACGACGCCGUCUUUACAUCAUAAUGCGUGGCGAGGAAGGUUUGGAUUAUGGAGGAAUUGCCAGGGAGUGGUUCUUUCUCUUGUCCCACGAGGUGCUGAAUCCCAUGUACUGCCUCUUUGAAUAUGCCGGGAAAAACAACUACUGCUUACAGAUAAACCCAGCCUCGUCCAUCAACCCCGACCACCUCACCUAUUUCCGAUUCAUUGGACGCUUUAUAGCUAUGGCUCUUUACCAUGGGAAGUUCAUAGAUACAGGAUUCACUUUACCGUUCUACAAAAGGAUGCUAAACAAGAAGCCAACUUUGAAAGACCUGGAAUCCAUUGACCCAGAAUUUUACAAUUCUAUUAUGUGGAUCAAAGAAAAUAAUUUGGAGGAAUGUGACUUGGAGCUUUAUUUUGUGCAAGAUAUGGAGAUUUUAGGAGAGGUGACUUCUCAUAAGCUGAAAGAAGGCGGUGAGAACAUUAGGGUGACAGAGGAGAACAAGGAGGAGUUUAUCACGCUCCUUACUGACUGGAGAUUCACUCGUGGCGUUGAGGAGCAAACCAAUGCUUUUCUAGAUGGCUUCAACGAGGUUGCCCCUUUGGAAUGGCUGCGAUACUUUGAUGAGAAGGAGUUGGAGCUGAUGCUCUGCGGGAUGCAGGAGAUUGAUCUCAAUGAUUGGCAGAAAAACACAAUCUACCGGCAUUACACCAAAAACAGCAAGCAGGUCCAGUGGUUCUGGCAGGUGGUGAAAGAAAUGGACAAUGAGAAACGGAUCCGUCUGCUGCAGUUUGUGACUGGAACAUGCCGCCUUCCCAUCGGAGGAUUCUCAGAACUGAUUGGUAGCAACGGACAUCAGAAGUUUUGCAUUGACAAGGUUGGAAAAGAUACUUGGCUUCCUCGAAGUCACACCUGUUUUAAUAGAUUGGAUUUGCCUCCCUACAAGAGUUAUGAGCAGCUCAAAGAAAAAUUGCUUUUUGCCAUUGAGGAAACGGAAGGGUUUGGGCAAGAAUAAUCCUCGACUGUGUGCGAAGAGUAACUGGGGAAAUCCUUCUCCCGGCCCCAGGUUCCACAAUGCAAUUGCUUCAAUGUGAUCUGGAUUUUGGAAGAAUGGUGUCCAUGCUUUGCACAACAUGGAGCACUAUGAUGGUAAAGGUGCCCGUCACUGAUGGAGGGUAAAAGGCAUCUAUUCAUUGGGCACCAAAGAUGCAAAGAGAAUGGAUAGAUCUAAAAUGUACCUUCUUUACCAUUCACUGAGACUAGGAAGAAGUCCGACAACCAAAACCUGUAGGAAACUACUGUGAUUUUUCAUUAUUUUCCGUUCUGCCUUUUUCCCCCCCCUGCAUCCUGUUUAGUAUUUUGAUGAUUUUACUGUGAAGCAGUCUGAAUGAUUUAUCUCAUGGUCCAUACACCCAUAGCUGAUGGCAUAAUGACCGUCGGCCAUCUUUCUCACCUCUAUAC